This is a messenger RNA of Entelurus aequoreus (snake pipefish), 2019 nucleotides long. RefSeq names its product zinc finger protein ZFP2-like. The transcript is spliced from 2 exons. The record is from RefSeq and is a predicted model, not a curated record. Lineage: Eukaryota; Metazoa; Chordata; Actinopteri; Syngnathiformes; Syngnathidae. Bases 310 to 1983 code for a protein of 557 amino acids.
GUGUGCUAACUGUCGUGAAAGCACAUCGACGGAGAAAGACGUGAGCUGGACGCUAAUAAGUCAGUCUUAUUAUUUGUUCUCCAGUUUGAAAUAUUUACGUCGUAUAAAAUACAUCUUUGAUUCUUUAAGGAUAAAGUCGUCUCGAUGCGCUAGAAGCACUGUGCCGCUUCUCCUGCUAUCCUUGCUUGUUAGUUAGCUUAGCUCGCUAGUUAGCUUAGCUUGUUAGCUGCUAACAGAAGACACAGAAGUUAUCAACACAUCGCUAAGUAGAGAUCAAGUGUGAGAGUAAAGUGUUGUGAUUGUGUGAAAAUGUCUACAUUACAAAUGUUGAGAGCGUUGGUGGAUCAGCGACUAACUGCUGCCGCUGAAGAAAUAUUUGUAGUGUUAGAAAGAAAGAUAGCAGAAUACGAGGCGGAACUUUCUAGAACAAAAGAGGAGAACUAUCAACUACUGGACGCUGUUUUCAAGAAACAUCAAGUUGUGUUACACAGAACAGACCUUGAUGAAGCACCUCUACCUCAUGAGCAGGAGGAGGAACCCCAGUGCCCCAACAUACAUGAGGAAGAAGGGGUACCACAUUCCCAACACAUUAAAGAGGGAAGGGAGGAGCCACAGCCCCCCAACAUUAAAGAGGAAGAUAAGACGCCACAGACCCAUAGUGUUAAACUGACCCUUCACAUUAAAGGGCAAGCGGAGGACCCACUGAUCUUACACAUCAAACAUGAAGAGGAGGACCCACUGACCCCUCACUUUAAAAAGAGAGAGGUGGACCCACUGUCCCCAUACUUUAAAGAGGAAGAGGAUGACCAAGAGCCAACGCACAUUAAAGAGGAAGAGGAGGAACACCGCAUCAGUCAGUCUAAAUGGUUGGAGGAGUUCCCAGUGACUGGUGUCCCUGUGAAGAGUGAAGAUGAUGAGGUCAAAGGUGAAAGUGAGGAGAAGAGAGAGGCGGAGCCUCCAAGCAGCAGCUCAACACAACACAUGACAACAGAAGCUGAUGGAGACCACUGUGGAGGAUCACAAGCAGACAAGCUCUUAGCUCCACUAUCAGAUAGUGAGGACACAACGUCACACUCUCCUGACACUGAUGAUGAAGACUCUAAAGAUGAUAAGACAUGUCACACUGACAACACUCACUUCAAAUGUUCUCACUGUGACAAAACCUUUAAAAACCACAGUCUUCUGAAAAGACACAUCAGUACACACACUGGAGAAAAACCUUUUACCUGUUCAAUCUGUAGUAAAGGUUUUGUAGAAGGUCGCAAUAUGAAAGUACACAUGAGAACACACACCGGAGAAAAACCUUUCAUCUGUUCACUCUGUGGUAAAGGUUUUGUAGAAAGUCGCAAUUUGAAAGUACACAUGAGAAGACACACUGGUGAAAAACCUUUUUCUUGUUUAAUCUGUGGUAAAGGUUUUGCACAAAGUUCAUGUUUGGUAAAACACAAAAGAACACACACUGGAGAAAAAUAUUUUCUAUGUUCAAUCUGUGGUAAAGGUUUUGUUCUAAGUAACAAUUUGAAAGUGCACAUGAGACUACACACCAGAGAAAAACCUUUUAUCUGUUCAAUCUGUAGUAAAGGUUUUGCAGAAAGUCGAUAUUUGAAAGAACACAUGAGAACACACACUGGUGAAAAACCUUUUUUUUGUUCAAUCUGUGGCUUAUCUUAUACAAGGAAGGAACAUUUGAAAGUGCACAUGAGAACACACACUGGUGAAAAACCUUUUUCCUGUUCAACUUGUGGUAAAGGUUUUACACAAAGUCGUUGUUUGAAAGUACACAUGAGAACACACACUGGUGAAAAAACACAGUCCUGUUCAAUCUGCAACAGAAGCUUUUGUGACCGAUCAAACCUUGUAGCACACAUGAGAACACACACUGGAGAGAAAGUGUUGAGUUGCAGUGUGUGUGGUGAAAGAUUGUCUUCUAAGUACCAGUGUAAGAAACACAAGUGUGCUGGUGAGAACAGCAGCAGCAAAUGAAACUGCAGGAUUUGAAAUAAACUGUCAAGACUUUAA